CCAUCGGGCCAGCGUCGUGCGCAUGCGCGGCCCCGGCGCCAUUUUGGUGGCCGGGCGCGGAGGUGAUUCUACACUGAGGAGAGCGCGGCGGAAAGGGUGGCAGUGGCAGCGUUCGGGUGCUCGGGUCUGAAUCACCGAGGGAGGAGGAGGCGGUGGAGAAGGCGGUGGCGGCGACGGCGGUGGUGGUGGUCGUAGCGGUGGCGGAGGAGGCGGGUACGAAUCAGCUGCGGGCGGAGACAUGGCCAACAUCGCGGUGCAGCGAAUCAAGCGGGAGUUCAAGGAGGUGCUGAAGAGCGAGGAGACGAGCAAAAAUCAAAUUAAAGUAGAUCUUGUAGAUGAGAAUUUUACAGAAUUAAGAGGAGAAAUAGCAGGACCUCCAGACACACCAUAUGAAGGAGGAAGAUACCAACUAGAGAUAAAAAUACCAGAAACAUACCCAUUUAAUCCCCCAAAGGUCCGGUUUAUCACUAAAAUAUGGCAUCCUAAUAUUAGUUCCGUCACAGGAGCUAUUUGUUUGGAUAUCCUGAAAGACCAAUGGGCAGCAGCAAUGACUCUCCGCACUGUAUUACUGUCAUUACAAGCACUGCUGGCAGCUGCAGAGCCGGAUGAUCCACAAGACGCUGUAGUAGCAAAUCAGUACAAACAGAAUCCUGAAAUGUUCAAACAAACAGCUCGGCUUUGGGCCCAUGUGUAUGCUGGUGCACCAGUUUCUAGUCCAGAAUACACCAAAAAAAUAGAAAACUUAUGUGCUAUGGGCUUCGAUAGGAAUGCAGUAAUAGUGGCCUUGUCUUCAAAAUCAUGGGAUGUAGAGACUGCAACAGAAUUGCUUCUGAGUAACUGAGGAUAGAGAGCUGCUCAUAGUCAAGUUUGCCUCUUGAGGAGCACCAACAUCUGUUAUUUUUAGGGUUCUGCAUAAAUUUCUUUUAAACUGGCAUUCUUGCCUAAUGAUGUUACCUAGGCACCAUUGGAGACUGAAAACAACAAAUUCCCUGCUCUGUAAAUAAAGCUAAUUAAACGUCUGUGUACAUUUAAAAGGGGACAUACUUUUAAUUUUUUUUUCUUGAUAGUGUAAAAAAUCUGAGCUAAGCUAAAACCAUGGAGAAAACAUGCUACUUUAGUGUUUAGCAGUGUAACAAGACUAGCAAGAGUUUGCUUCUGGAUUUUGUUGAAUAAUUAAGAUAAUAUUUUGAGUGUGUCAGGGCCAUUCAAAUUGUUGGUGUUGCAUCACAGCUACCUUAACUGUUCUGAACAUGGAUCCUCUGUGCCUGUGAAUUUACUUGCAUGCUUGUACUUGACUUCUUAGGAGGGGAGCUGAAAAGACCACCACCAUUUUAAGCGUUAGAACAUUUGUAAUAGGAGAUUUCUCCAGAAUUGAAGUUGGUGACCUCUUCAGAGCCUUUUUGUUCCUGUCAGCAGAUUGGGAAACGGAAUCUUUUCUCCCAUUACUGUACACACUACCAUUCUAAUGGAAAGUUUCUCUGCAUUGGGUGGGGGAUGAGCUAGGGUAUUAUGGAUGAGAGGGGGCAGUGUCCAUUGCUCCAUUUUUAGGUCAUAGGUUUGGAAUGUUUCUUCACACACAUUAAGAUAUCCUAUGUCAAUAAUAAUGGAAAAAGGGAGCCUCCAAUUUUACUACUCUUUUAAAAAACAGUACAUACUGUUGCUAUACUCCCAGAUUUAAUGAAAGGACCCAACUCAGUUUUUCAUUGAAUUUCACAUAGAUUUUUUUAACUUGAUUAGAUUUUUGUCUUUGAGAACUUGCCACAACGCAAUCAGUGUUUUCAGUCAUUUUGAGCCUAAGUUUGGGCCAUUGUGGACACUGCUUUACUAGAUACGUUCAGUCACUGCUCACUGCGCUUCCCCGUGUUGGCACCUGAAAACUGGGUUGGGGUUUUACUGUACAUACUUCAGAUGCACAUAGGAAUAGAAGUGUGUUAUAAAUCUAGCUUUCUUUAUGAUGUUUCUGAUAGGGAAUUGAAACUUCUUGUACAUAGUCAGGCUUUCUAUUCAUAUUAAUGUGAUCUUUCUUUCUAAGUUCCAAGUUUCAACAUUAUUAGUUUUGCAAGCUCAACCACAAUUUGACCAUUUUAUGAAGCUUGAAAUGGAUUUAUGCAGGCAGUUUGAUACAGAGUAAUAUAAUUCUUAUUAUACUUUCAGGACCAAUGCAAAAUAACAAAAAUGUAAUGGAAUCCAACUGAAUUAUAGAAAGGUUGUAUAUUGACAGUCAUAUUAUAAAACUUUGCUUUCUUAAGUGUUAUUUAUCUUAAGCUAUAAUCAUUAAGUGUUUGGAAGAUAAUUUUUGAACCUAUUAAGUCAGCAUAACUUACUUCAUUUGACUUUUGAAUAAUCUUGGUACUACAAGCAAUAAAAGAACCAUUAUUAAACAUUUGUAAUGUUAAAAAUGUGAAGGUUCUUCCAAAAACUUGUAAGGCUUUCCUAAUUAAUAGUAGACUCUUACAGUUUAUAUUAGUGUAUAGUAAACACAAUUUGCUGUUCUCUCCCCUGUAUUUGCUUAAGCUUAAAUAUCCUCAGUCACAUUGUUUUUUUUUUUUUGCUGUAGUUUAGUUAUUUUUUAAAGAUGCCAAAGGAAACAAGAUUUUUCUUUAUUUAUUGAAAUAGCUAAAACACUUUUCUUUAUAUUUUGAAAGGGUGGGAUAUGUGAAAACAUACAGUUUUGUUCUAUUAUUGGUUAGAAAAAAAUUUUAAAUUGAAGGUGACUUUUUAAUAUUAGUAAUGUUUGGGUUUAAACAAAUAAACACAUUUAUCCUGUUUAUUGUUUACCCAUACUUUCAGGGUAGAUGUGAGGAGAGAAAAUUCAGAGGAUACUAAAGUCAAGCAUUGCAUGCUCUGCUCUUGGAGGCAGCUGAUCUUGCUUUGAUUUUUUGCACACAUUUGCCCAUGUUGGCCACAUACUUUAUCUACUCAUCUGACUACAUUUCAGCACCCCAAUGCCCAGGAAACUGGAAAUAAUACAUGGUGUAACAAGAUCAUAAUGGAGUCUUGACCUGGUGCUGAGGCUGAUGAUUCUAGUACUUAGGAUAUAAAGAAAGAUAGGUAAUGCAAGGCCAGAUCUUUUCAACCCUCAACAUUUAAACCCCAACAUU
Molecule: messenger RNA, 3101 nt
Organism: Dipodomys ordii (Ord's kangaroo rat)
Lineage: Eukaryota; Metazoa; Chordata; Mammalia; Rodentia; Heteromyidae
Gene: Ube2k
Product: ubiquitin-conjugating enzyme E2K
Exons: 7
Coding region: 239-841 (200 amino acids)
Biological process (GO): protein polyubiquitination; proteasome-mediated ubiquitin-dependent protein catabolic process
Cellular component (GO): nucleus
Molecular function (GO): protein binding; ubiquitin conjugating enzyme activity
Source: RefSeq, a predicted model, not a curated record